Molecule: messenger RNA, 2480 nt
Organism: Aphidius gifuensis
Lineage: Eukaryota; Metazoa; Arthropoda; Insecta; Hymenoptera; Braconidae
Gene: Su(var)2-10
Product: E3 SUMO-protein ligase PIAS1
Exons: 4
Coding region: 386-2083 (565 amino acids)
Biological process (GO): protein sumoylation; regulation of transcription by RNA polymerase II
Molecular function (GO): zinc ion binding; transcription coregulator activity; SUMO ligase activity
Source: RefSeq, a predicted model, not a curated record
UCACUCAAUUUUUAUUUUUAUAAAAAUCAUCACAAAACAACACUAAUUAAGAAUUAAACAUUAAAAUAAUUACAAAGCAUUUAUUUAAUUAUUUAAAUAAUAUUAAAAAUAUUAUUAUAAACUUAAAGAUAAUUUUUUAAGUUUAAUUUUAAAAAAUAAUUUGACAGUGUAAGAGAACCAAAAAAAAAAAAAAUUGUUGUCUACUUUCAUGAAGCAACAAUUCAAAAAAAUAUUAAUUAACGAUUAUAACCUACAAAAAAAAUAUUCUGUUGUAGCGUUGAAGAUUGUUGUAAAAAAAAAAAAAAAAAAGAUAUCAAAACUAUUGAGAUAAAGUGUACAACAACAAAAAAAAAAAACGGCAUCCCGAAGAAAAUCAUCUUCAAGGAUGUCCGAGGCGGAGGAACUCGAGAGUAUGCUAUUGACUUUUCGGGUAUCUGAACUUCAGACACUAUUAGGUUUUGCUGGAAGAAAUAAGUCAGGAAGAAAAAACGAAUUACAACAGCGUGCUUUAGAAUUAUUGAGACUCAAUUCAAAACCAGUUGGAGUUAAAAUACGUGAUCUCUACAAAACAAUUCAGGCCGAUCAACUUGUAUCACAUCAGAUGUACGGUCAAAGUGGCCCUACAAACGAAUCAAUUGAUCAAAAUAUUCAUCGUAACGAAGACACUAGAGUCAUGCGUCGUGUUGGACAACCAGGUCAAUCCCAAUCAUCGGCACAACAUGCCAAGGAUUUACCACCAGCUCAUCAAGCAUCAAUGCCUCAAUCACAAGUUGGUAGAUCAGGACCAGUAUAUCAACAGCCAAAUUAUGGUAAUGUUGGUCCACAAAGAACAAAUAAUACAGUAUAUCCAACAUAUCCAUAUCAACAACAAAAAAUAAUAUCACCAAUGCAAUUACAACCAAGUCAACCAUAUGUUGUACAUCCAGAUGUUAAACUUAAAAAAUUACCAUUUUUUGAUUUACUUGGUGAAAUACUUAAACCAUCAAGUUUAAUGCCACAAGGUACAAUGAGAUUACAAGAAAGUCCAUUUACAUUCCAUUUAACACCACAACAAGCAACUGAUAUUGCAAGUUCACGUGAUUGUCGUACUGGUGCUAAAAUGGAAUAUAUUAUACAAGUACAAAUGAGAUUUUGUUUACAAGAAACAUCAUGUGAACAAGAAGAUUAUUUUCCACCAAGUGUUGCUGUUAAAGUUAAUGGUAAACCAUGCCCAUUACCAAAUCCAAUACCAACAAAUAAACCUGGUGUUGAACCAAAAAGACCACCAAGACCAGUUAAUAUUAGUCCACUUAUUAAAUUAUCACCAACAGUACCAAAUCAAAUAUCAGUAUCAUGGUCUGCUGAUUAUGGUAGAAGAUAUGCUGUUGCAAUAUAUCUUGUUAAAAAAUUAACAAGUACUGAAUUAUUAACAAGAUUAAAAGGACGUGGUCCAAGACAUCCUGAUUUUACACGUGGUUUAAUUAAAGAAAAAUUAAAUGAAGAUGCUGAUAGUGAAAUUGCAACAACAUCAUUAAGAGUAUCAUUAGCAUGUCCACUUGGUAAAAUGCGUAUGAGUACACCAUGUCGUGCAACAACUUGUAUGCAUUUACAAUGUUUUGAUGCAUCAUUAUAUUUACAAAUGAAUGAAAGAAAACCAACAUGGAAUUGUCCAGUAUGUGAUAAAUCAGCAUUAUAUGAUAAUCUUGUUAUUGAUGGAUAUUUUCAAGAUGUAUUAACAUCAAAUAAAUUAAUUGGUGAUUCAAAUGAAAUUCAAUUAUUACAAGAUGGCUCAUGGGAAAAUUUAGUAUUAAAAAAAGAUAAAGAUAAAGAUAAAAAUGAAUCUAAAACAGAAACAAAAACACGUACAAAAAUUGAACCUGAUACUGUUGAUUUAGAUGAAACAAAUUCAUCAGUACCAUCAUCAAAACCAGCUGAAAAAAAAAAUGCACCACUUGUUGUUUUAAUAUCAUCAGAUGAUGAUGACGAUGAUGAUGAUGAUGAUGAUCCAUCAAAUAAUAAAACUGCUAAAAAAUUUCAUGCUAGUAAUGAUCAUAAUACAAGAAGUAGCAGUGGUUCUCUAGAUGAUCUUGUUAUUAUAGAAUGACUUUAAAUAAUAAUUAUAAUUUCUUUUUUUUUUUUUUUUUUUAAUUUUCUAAAUUUAAGAUAUUGAUAAUUUUUUUUUCAACUUGUUUUUUUUUUUUCUCGUCUUGACGCACAGUUAAACUGUCGUUUCAUUGUUUAUACAUCAUUGAGUCAAUGUGCUUACCAAAGUUGAUCUUUAAAAAAAAACAUUACUAAAAGCCGUUUUCAUUUUUUUUUUUUUUUUUCUUCAAAGAUCGAAUGUAUGAUGAUAAUUUAAAAAAUUAAAAAUAUCAACAUUUGUAUGUUUUUUAAAUAAUAAAAAUUAGAGUUAAAAAAAAAAUUAGUUGAUAAAUUCCCAUUAGAAAUAAAUGAUGAUUAUUUGUAACUGUAAAAUCAGUGAUGCUGACAUAAUAAUGCUG